GAUUUGUUGAACAUUGCACAGUGAAUGAUAGCAGGCACAGUGUAAGACUACGAACGCCUUCGUCAAUCUAGUCUGCAGUAUGUCUAAGACUAGAUUGUGUCAAUGCAUGCCCUCAUGUGACCGUGUAAGGGGAACGGUUGAACAGUUGAACUCGUAAAUAAUCUCAAAAGGACGGAUUUCAGCCACACCUAGGUUGAGGGAAAGCGGAGUGACGGAUUGAGGGUAACAGCGAGACCGUCUACGCCGUAUGGCUGGGAAUGUUGGUUCACCGCAGCAACAGCAGCAGCAGCAGCAGCAGCAGCAGCAGCAGCAGCAGCAGCAGCAGCAGCAGCAGCAAGACGGACUAUUCGGAACACAACGUCGAUCCGAUGGCAACACCAGCAGCGCCGUCAACGGCUCGUUCGCCGUCAACGGCGAGACGGCCGGCACUCCCUGGGCCACCUCCCAGGGCCCUGGACACAUCGCCCUCGACCUAUCCGGCGUUAACAGCGACGCUGGGGAGAACGACACGACAGGAGGCGCGGCUCGUUCGCCGGCGACGGUGUCUGAGCUUUCUGCCAGGUCCGAGAUUGAAAAGUCGACCAAGGCGUACUCUAGAACUAGCAGCAGGGAUGCCCGGAAUGGUGGUCCUGGAUCGGCGCCGCGACGACGCGCGGCGCCAAAUGCGCUGCCAAACGCCGCGUCGGGCCGAUGGCGCGGGGCGUGGCGGUCCCGGUCGCCGCAUUCUACCACCAGCGCGCGAUGGGGCUGGUUGCCGGGUCCCCAGACGCGACCCCAAACGCGACCCCAUACGCGUUCCGAAACGGGCGGCGACCGCGGGAGUAGUAGAGGAUCCAACCGCGUUCACGCCUCGAAUCCCGCCGGCCACGGGAAAGGCCGCGUCGGCGGCGGCGGCGGCGGUGGCGGCGGCUGGGGGGGGAGCGGUAGAAGCGGUUCCGCGCGGGAGGACGCGUGGGAUGAGGGGGAAUACGCGCAAGGCGAGGGGAGCUUCUCCGACGGGGGGAGGGUAGCGCAGCCGCCGUCGUCCUCCGCCUCUUCCGCCUCCCGCCGUGGCGCGAUGGCGAAAGGCGCGCCGUGCGCGCGGAGGCGGGGCUGGGCUGUGGAUAGCAGCGUGAGAGGCGGCGGAGAAUCUGGGGGGUGGGUGGGUGGGGGUUUGCUGGAGUGGAGUAGUCGGUCCAAGGUGUCGGCGUCCGUUCUCCGGUCCGUGACGCGCCCGCUUGUGCGACUCGACAAGCGAUGGCGACAGCGCGUGGUGUGGCUGUGGCUUCUGCUGGGCCUCGCGCUGACGGUCGGGGUCUUCGUCAUCUCGGGCGUUAACAGCUUCCACGCGCGCUCCGUCUCCCUGCAGCGCAUCUGCCUCCAACACGCGACCUACUUCGAGAACCAGUUCAACACCACCAGCAGCAGCGCCGCGACGAUCACCGACCUAAUAAGGACGUAUUACCUCGCGGAGGACUCCCAGCAGAGCCUAUUCGACCUCGCGACGUACCAGUCUUUCACGAGCUCGACGCCGUACGCGCGCCCGCUCGCCGCGGUGAUUCUGUACGCGCAUAGAGUGAACGCGACUAUGCGCAGGCUGUUCGAGGCGAACCUCACGCAGCACGCGCUCUCGGACUGCAUCUUCGCGCCGUCCGCCGCGGCGGGUUCCGCGCAGCAUAAGACCUGCUUGCCGUAUGACAGUCCGGGGGAGGGGCAGGGGGGCGCGGCGCAGGGGCAGGGGGAGGGGGAGAGGCAAGGGGAGGGGAAACAAGGUCCUGGGAAGGAGUACGGAGUGGUGAUUCUUUAUUCGAGCAAUCCUGCGCUGCAGCUGGCGGAUACGAUCGUGCUGUCGCCGGGCAUGGACAUCGUCUCCUUCCCCCCUUUCGCCUCGGCUCUGGACCGCACUCUCCGCAAGGGCGUCAUGGGGGCUAUUUCCGAGCCCUUCUUUCCCUACGCCUCCCCCCCUUCCUCGCCUUCCUCGCCUUCCUCCUCCUCCUCCUCCUCCUCGUCCUUCUCUCCCCCUCGCCCCGCCACCCUCGCCACUAUAUCACAGGCAUUCCCUGUCUUCGACCCGGAUUUUAACAUCUCAGCGCUUAACGGCCCCGCCAACCUCUCCUCCGCUCUCGCCUCCCCCUCUUCCUCCCCCUCCGCCUCCUCCCCAUUUUCCGUCCCGCCCUCCCCCGCUUCCCCCAACUCUUCCUCCUCCUCCCCCCCUCGUCCUCCCCCCCCUCUCCCCCCUCCUCCUUCCCCUCGUCUUCCCACUCCCCCCCCUCCUUCCCCUCCCCGUUCUCCCCCUCAUCCUCCCUAUCCUCGGCCUCCCUCUUCGCCUUCUCCCCUUCCCCCUCCGACCCGUCUUGGUUCAGCCAUCUGAUCCGGGGGUGGGUCAUCGUGGCUUACAACUUUACCAUUCUCUCCGAUGGUCCCCUCCCCACCGCCUCACCCAUCUACACCGUUCUCUACAAGCGCACGCCCAAAUCCUCCUCCUCCUCCUCCUCCGCCUCCUCCCCGUCCCCCUCUUCUACUCCCCCCUCGUCCGCUUCCCCCGCUGCCCCCCCUGCUUCUGCCUCUGCGCCUGCGUCCGCUGCACCUCCCUCCCCCUCCUCGUCCGCCCAAUCCCCCAAGACCACUGCCACCACCACCACCGCCGCCGCCGCCGCCGCCACUGCCCCAUCGCCUGUCACGGACGACCCGCCCCCCCCUGCGAGCGACGACCCCUACUCGUACACAUACGAGCCCCUGCACGCGUCCGCGGGGCUGAGCCUGGCGGGCGUGGAUGCCGUGCGCGACUUCCCCCUCUCGCUGCCCAUCUACCUGGGUGAUCCUUCCCAGUCCUUCCAGCUGCACUGCCGGUAGGG
This is a messenger RNA of Closterium sp. NIES-67, 2834 nucleotides long. The record is from the annotation of a GenBank genome assembly. NCBI's taxonomy places the organism in Eukaryota, Viridiplantae, Streptophyta, Zygnematophyceae, Desmidiales, Closteriaceae.